UCAAAAACUGGCAGGUCUGACCAAAUUUACAUAUCUUUCCCAUGCAUUAUCACUCCCCACCCAAGUGCUGCAUGAUAAUCUUCAUGUUCUCAAAGUCAGUUUUGGUCAGAAGCCCCCUGUGAGUACAUUGCCUGUCGGCGAAGCUACCAACGUCAAGUGAUACAUAGGUUUACCUAUCUCUGAGAACGUGGGAUCCAUUAUCAGCUGCUGUGCUUAAAUUUUUACCAACAAUGUUUUUUGGCAUUGUUGAAGAGUUAUGAUUUUUUAUCGAAUCAGUAGGCAUUUAAAGUGGAAGUCUGGUUUACUUAAGAAAAUGGCUAGCGACACUGGUGACAGAACGUGGGGUCAUCUAGCAUCCACAGAGAUUUACGGGAGGCCAUCAACUGCUGAUGAAUACACCGAACUAACCAAGGAAGAAAUUAACUCAGAGCAUUAUUCCAGCAAAACAAAUGCCUGCCACUGUUUAUUAUUUGCUCGCAAGAAUAAAAAAACUUUUGGAGUCUAUAAUCCUAGAGCAACCGUACUCAUGCAAAUGCGGUUUGAUGGUUACAUUGGUUUUCCAGGUGGUCUUGUCGAUAGUGGAGAAGACCAAAUUACCGCACUCAACCGAGAAUUACUCGAAGAAAUGAAUUUAGAUACAUCAACGUACAAAGUAACUGAGGAAAAUCACAUCGUCUCUCAUUAUAGUACUAAAAAAAACAUUUGCUUACACUUUUAUGCCCUUGAAGUACCUGAGGAAGACAUCAAGAAAAUAGAAGUGAAGUCUCUCAGCUCCAAGGACCAUGGCUCAGAGGUGUUAGGUGUGAUUCAAGUUCCCCUGUAUACAAUGGGAGAUGGAGUUCGUGGCUUCCCGACUUUUUUGACACAUUCGUUUAUAGGAAAUUCACGGAUGCAGCUUCUCAUCUCCCUAAAAAAAUUGAAUAUAUUAACCGAAGAUGAAAUCACAUCAGUGUUGAAUGCUGUCCCGACGAAAACUACGACUGCAACAUCCUCAUAAAUUUACAUUGCGCUUGAUUUCUCCAAGUUUUUCUAUAUUGACUUGCAUUUUGGCUCAGCAGCCAUUCUCUCUGCUGAAUGAGUUGCUGAAUAAAUUUGUCCUCAAAUUUACUGACUUUUAAGAGCCCCAAAUUUGACAUUAGGCUUCCAAUUGGAUGAAAUUUUAUUAAUAAAAAAAGUGUAAUCAAAGAUUUCAUUGGUGACAUUGAUGCCAAUAUCAGCACUAACAGAUAUGUUCAGUUUUUACUGAUACCUACAUUUUUUAAAUUUUUGGUAGGGUCACAGUGAAGCUUUGUUGGUGAUUGGUUUUGAAAAAUUAAAAUUUUGUUGUAAAUGAAAUGAAUCAACUGAGCGAACAUUUUUGAAUUGGUUUUUAUCCAAUAUUUAUUUUUAUUGGUUGAAAAUACCCAGCACAAGAUUUGAGCCCAUUGAAAGUCUGUUAUAUUUUUGUUUCUGUUGUAUCAUGGAAGAAAAUGUAUGUAAAAAAGUGCAAGAUCCAAUAGUCCAAAACGCCAUUGAACUGUUUUUUCUUCCCGAGAAGCAAAGUCCAUUCAAAGCGACCUGCAGCAUGCUGGCCAGCCUUUUCUCAUCACAUGUGAAACAGUGACAUUUUUGUGAAGGUGAAAGCAGGAAGAAAAUACACUUAAUCAAACACUAUCUCAAAGUGUUUUAACUACUAAUUAUGGUUAUAGUUGUAGCGCUAAAAAUGUAAUGUUACUCAUUGUCUUUAAUUAUUUUUUUGUUUGCGUUGUUAGUUAUUUAAGACAGCUUCUGCUCUGAAACAUUUCUAUUAUAUGUCCACCAUGAAGCCAAUAUAAUUUUUUUGUAGCAAACUUGUAAUUUUUCUGUUCAAAAUAGUGAAGAAAUAGUGUAAAUCCUUAUGUUUUUAGGCCACUUCUUCUUUCAGCUUAAUUGCUUCUAAGGAGGUUCAAAAUGAAGCCGUAAUCAUUUAAUCAAUACUCUUUUACAAUUAAGCAGUUGAGGUGAAAAGUCCUCGGUUUGCAGCUCUCAUUAUUCAUAAUUAUUUUCUAUAAAAUGCCUGAGUUACUAAUAAAAUAAAUUUGUAUCGCCUUGGGUGGUGAAAGGCUGGAAAGUCAAUAAAUAAAACUAAUUCUUUGAGACCUCUGUGUUUAUUCAAUGUUUUCCAUUCUUUAAUGGUUGUAUUUUCAUAAAAUUCAUCGCAAACAAUUGCCUAUGAAGCCUCAAAUUCUAUAAUAAAAGUUAUUGAUCCAUCAUUUUUUUAACUAGAACCUAACUUGUCUCUCAACUUGUCUCCUUCUUCCUCAUCAAAAGCAAGGAUGUUAGGUAUUGAGAAAGAAGCAUGAGAUAGGUCUUUGCGAAUGUAUUUUAAGUAACCCAGACCAAGCUAACGAUCGAGGUCUUCCACCGAAAAACUGUGUUUUCUAGGUUGUAGUAAAUGGUGGGUUAAGAGUAAAAGAUUAGGAAUCCACAUUUUCGGAAAAAUUUGCAAGCAUUCUUAAAGAUUUUAAAAGAUGUUCUGAAUUUCUUCAAAACUUUGCAACAAUAUCUGACAUCUAAUUUGCGGCUUAGAAAAUAUCAAAUUACACUGUGGGCCUACUUUACUGCAGUUUUCCCCUUACUUUUUGUAAUGGUAGGGGUGCUAGUUUUGAUUUUUUGGUUCUCUACUACAUAAACAAUGCUGUCCUGAGGGCACUGUAUGAAAUUUUUUUAAUUAUAUGAAAAGUUAAACAGUAA
This is a messenger RNA of Bemisia tabaci, 2712 nucleotides long. RefSeq names its product U8 snoRNA-decapping enzyme. Lineage: Eukaryota; Metazoa; Arthropoda; Insecta; Hemiptera; Aleyrodidae. Gene Ontology annotation, cellular component: nucleus. Gene Ontology annotation, biological process: sno(s)RNA catabolic process; mRNA catabolic process. The record is from RefSeq and is a predicted model, not a curated record. Gene Ontology annotation, molecular function: phosphodiesterase decapping endonuclease activity; snoRNA binding.